Messenger RNA from Vitis riparia (riverbank grape), 3212 nucleotides. RefSeq names its product putative calcium-transporting ATPase 13, plasma membrane-type. Bases 50 to 3106 code for a protein of 1018 amino acids. Gene Ontology annotation, cellular component: intracellular membrane-bounded organelle; membrane. The transcript has a single exon. Gene Ontology annotation, biological process: calcium ion transmembrane transport. Gene Ontology annotation, molecular function: ATP hydrolysis activity; ATP binding; P-type calcium transporter activity. The record is from RefSeq and is a predicted model, not a curated record. Lineage: Eukaryota; Viridiplantae; Streptophyta; Magnoliopsida; Vitales; Vitaceae.
UUCAUAUUUUGUUUCAGUUUGUUGCUAUUCCUUUCGUAUUUUGAAAACCAUGUCCAACAAGUUGGACCUAAGUUCGGUUUGCAUGGAGUCUUUACUAGAAGUGCCAAGCACCCUUAGCAAACCCAAGAGAAGAUGGCACUUGGCCUUCGCUACAAUUUAUUGUUCCCGGGCUCUGUACUCCCUUCUCAAUCAUCCUGUCAACAAUAAGAAGAAGAGCAAAACCCUGCCUACUUCACCCUCGUCGUUUGUCAUACUCAAUGUUAAGCCCCAGCAUGGAUUCUCCAACUUUGAUCAACAUAGCCUCACUCAAAUAGUGAAGCACAAAAGCUUGACCCAGCUUCUUGAGCUUGGAGGUGUUGAAGGUGUGGCCAUUGUUCUAGAAACAGAUGCUGAAAAUGGCAUCCAUGGAGCUGUUGAAGGUGUCACCUGCAGGCGAAAAGCUUUCGGUUCUAACACCUACCAGGAGCCGCCUACGAAGAGCUUCUUCUACUUUGUGGUGGAAGCUUUUAAGGAUGUUACCAUUCUCAUACUUGUAGCUUGUGCCACUCUUUCUCUUGGCUUUGGCAUUAAAGAGGAGGGACUGAAAGAAGGGUGGUAUGACGGUGGAAGCAUAUUGGUCGCUGUCUUUCUAGUCAUUUCUGUCUCUGCUGUGAGUAACUUCAGGCAGAAUAGACAGUUCGAUAAGUUGUCUAAAGUCAGCAAUAAUAUCCAGGUUGAUGUUGUCCGGGAUGGGCGACGUCAGCAGAUUUCUAUAUUUGAGGUUGUUGUUGGAGAUGUUGUUUGCUUAAAGAUUGGAGAUCAAGUUCCAGCCGACGGAUUGUUCCUGGAUGGGCAUUCGUUACAAGUGGAUGAAUCAAGCAUGACGGGGGAGAGUGACCAUGUCGAAGUCGACACCAGCCUGAAUCCAUUUUUGUUUUCUGGAACAAAAGUCGCUGAUGGAUAUGCUCGGAUGCUUGUGACAUCUGUUGGCAUGAACACAGCAUGGGGUGAGAUGAUGAGCACAAUCAGCCGUGAUACUAAUGAACAGACACCCUUACAAGCCAGGCUUAACAAGCUUACUUCAUCAAUAGGUAAGGUUGGUUUGGCAGUUGCCUUUCUUGUUCUUCUGGUGUUACUGGUGCGCUACUUCACAGGGAGUACAGAAGAUGAGAAUGGAAAUCAGGAGUUCAAAGGCAGUCUGACAAAGGCUGAUGAUAUAGUGAAUGCUGUGGUGAGAAUCAUUGCAGCUGCAGUUACCAUUGUGGUCGUGGCAAUCCCCGAAGGCUUGCCUUUGGCUGUCACACUCACUCUUGCUUAUUCAAUGAAGAGGAUGAUGGCUGACCAGGCUAUGGUUCGAAGGCUCUCUGCCUGUGAGACGAUGGGUUCUGCCACCACCAUUUGUACCGACAAAACAGGUACCCUCACUCUGAACCAGAUGAAGGUGACAAAGUUUUGGCUUGGCCAAGACCCUAUUCAAGAGAAUGCUUCCUCUUCAAUUGCCACAGAUGUCCUCAAACUGAUACAACAAGGUGUUGCCCUAAAUACUACUGGAAGCAUUUACAGGGCUACCUCAGGAUCAAAAUACGAGUUCUCAGGCAGUCCUACUGAAAAAGCAAUUCUUUCUUGGGCGGUUCUGGAGCUGAACAUGGACAUGGAGGAAUUGAAGCAGACUUGUACAAUUCUCCAGGUAGAAGCAUUCAAUUCAGAGAAGAAAAGAAGUGGGGUUGCAUUGAGGAACAAAGCUGACAACAAAGUCCAUGUUCACUGGAAAGGAGCAGCAGAGAUGAUACUAGAAAGGUGUUCUACUUACUACGAUGCUUCUGGAAGCAUGAGAGAUCUUAGUCAUGUUGAAAGGACGACAUUUGAGCAAAUAAUCCAAGGUAUGGCUGCUAGCAGCCUCCGUUGCAUUGCUUUUGCACACAACCAACUUCCAGAAGAAGAGCAUGAAAUUAGAGAAGCCACCCAAAAGCUAAAAGAAGACAGCUUGACCCUUAUAGGGCUUGUGGGGAUAAAGGACCCAUGUAGACCAGGGGUGAGAAAAGCCGUGGAAGAUUGCCAACACGCUGGAGUGAAUGUCAAAAUGAUCACCGGUGAUAAUAUUUUCACUGCAAGAGCUAUAGCUACUGAAUGUGGAAUACUAAGACCUGACCAAGACAUGAACAAUGAAGCAGUUGUAGAAGGUGAAGUAUUCCGGCAGUACACCCCAGAUGAGAGAAUGGAGAAAGUUGAUAAAAUCCGUGUGAUGGCUAGAUCCUCUCCUUUUGAUAAACUUCUCAUGGUACAGUGCUUGAAACAAAAAGGUCAUGUUGUAGCAGUCACAGGAGAUGGCACAAAUGAUGCACCAGCAUUAAAAGAAGCUGACAUAGGACUUUCUAUGGGCAUUCAGGGCACAGAAGUGGCAAAGGAGAGCUCAGAUAUCAUCAUCUUGGAUGAUAAUUUUGCUUCAGUGGCCACUGUUUUGAGAUGGGGAAGAUGUGUUUAUAACAACAUCCAGAAAUUCAUCCAGUUUCAGCUGACGGUGAAUGUUGCAGCCCUUGUAAUCAACUUUGUGGCUGCAGUUUCAGCUGGUGAGGUUCCAUUGACUGCAGUGCAGUUAUUGUGGGUGAACUUGAUCAUGGACACAUUAGGUGCCCUGGCCCUUGCCACAGAGCAACCCACCAAGGAGCUCAUGGAGAAACCACCCAUGGGUCGGACAGAGCCACUUAUCUCCAAUAUCAUGUGGCGGAAUCUAUUAGCCCAAGCUUUGUAUCAGAUAGUGGUCCUCUUGACCCUACAGUUCAAAGGAGAAUCAAUCAUUGGUGUGAGCAACAAGGUAAAGGAUACCUUGAUAUUCAAUACAUUUGUGCUAUGCCAAGUCUUCAAUGAAUUCAAUGCAAGGGAGCUCGAAAAGAAGACUAUUUUUAAGGGGUUACAUAAGAACAAGCUAUUUCUGGGGAUCAUUGGAAUAACCAUUAUCCUUCAGGUGGUUAUGGUGGAAUUUUUGAAGAAAUUUGCAGAUACAGAGAGAUUGGAUUGGGGACAAUGGGGUGCAUGCAUUGGAAUUGCUGCUGCAUCUUGGCCAAUCGGCUGGGUUGUCAAGUGCAUACCUGUUUCAGAUAAACCCUUUACAAGCUAUCUAAAGUGGUAGGAACAUCACUUCAGAGAUACAGAUUACCAUUAUUUUUUAUUGUCUGAUUUCCCUCUACAGAUUACUGUUAUAAUUAAUAAAAUCAUCGUUUCUUUUUUUUUUUUUU